Molecule: messenger RNA, 3337 nt
Organism: Oldenlandia corymbosa var. corymbosa
Lineage: Eukaryota; Viridiplantae; Streptophyta; Magnoliopsida; Gentianales; Rubiaceae
Source: the annotation of a GenBank genome assembly
CUUUCUACAAUGGCUUGCAAUUUUUGUUUAGGUUUGAGUCGAGUAAAAAUGUAGAUUUCAAGAUUUUGAUUAUUUUGACAUUUCAGCAUAUGAAGACUUGCAAUUAUGUAUGAGCCGCCGACAUAGUAGUAGUUAAAGAUUUUUUGCAAAUCAUGCAUGACAAUGACUUGAAUACACCGACAUUGAUGAUCGUAUUGGUAUUACAAAAAUCUCAGCCGAUGGAUGGACUUCUGAAGCAAAGUUUUCGGCUGCUAGGAAAUCUUUCUUUUUACUCUUUUCAGAAUUUUACACUUUUGUUGAUAUAAAAUGGCAAAAAGAAAAAAAAAAUAAAAUUGGCAGGGAUGGUUUUUCUUCAUUUUCGUCGUCCGAAUAUUUUUUCAAUUAUCAUUUCGUAAUUCAUAAUAAUUUUGCGGUAUGAAUUUGUGUACGCGGUAAAGAUGGAAAGUUAGAGAGUGUCAGUUCCAGUAAAAGUAUUAUUACUACUAAUAAAUUAGUAGACAAAAAAAGCUCACUCUUGCUGGCAGUUGGGCAGGACGGAUUGCGUUCCCUCCAUAUUCAAGAAACCGAAGGAGGAAGCGGUGGAGAUCCGAUCUGGGCUAGGUUUUUUUUUCUUUAAAAAAAAAAAAAAAAACUUCAUUCUACAAUUGCUGUGAAAAUCGAUUUAGAAAACAAGAAGAAAUUCGGUUGGAUGUAAUUAAUAAUGAUGGGAUUGGGGAAUGUGGAUCUCUCGAAAUCUUCAAGCUUCCUCAAAAUCUCUGUACUGUUGUUCGUCUCCAUUGUCUGUUUUUACUUGGGCACCCAAUGGUCCAAAUCCGAUGUUUAUCAGCAACUUCUGUUCUUCUCUUCUCACCAGAACCCUUCUUCCGAUCCUAACUCCCAUUCUUCCGUCGGUUUAUCCCCCAAUUUCAACAAAAGCUUCAACCUUCCUUCCCUCAUAAACGACACCGCUUCUUCCACUACUGCCCCUCAACAGCAGCAGCAACAAGAAGAGCGGCAGGAUGGUUCCGUUGCUUCUUCUUCAGUUCCGCCGCCUGUGGAGCCGCAGCCGACGCCACCGCCUCCGCCGCCGGUUGUGAAGCGGAUGGGGGUGGUGGAUGAGAAUGGAGUGAUGGCGGAUGAUUUUGAAGUGGGCGAGUUUGAUUCUGAAGUCGUAGAUAAUUGGGAGGCUUCGGGUAGCAAUGAGACCCAGGAGAUGCAGACGGUUCCGGGCCGAGGGUUUAAGAUUGACAACUUUGCCUCCUGUCCGGAGAGCAUGAGGGAGUAUAUACCUUGUCUGGACAAUGUGGAGGCGAUCAAGAGGCUGAAAUCCACCGAAAAGGGGGAAAGAUUCGAGCGGCAUUGUCCCGAAAAUGGAACGGGAUUGAAUUGCUUGGUCCCUGCUCCCCUGGGAUAUAGACAGCCUAUUCCUUGGCCUCAAAGUCGUGACGAGGUCUGGUUCAGCAAUGUUCCUCAUGCCCGCCUUGUUGAGGACAAAGGUGGUCAAAACUGGAUUACUAUUGAUAAGGAUAAGUUCAAAUUUCCUGGAGGAGGCACUCAGUUUAUACACGGGGCUGAUAAAUACUUGGAUCAGAUUGAAAAGAUGGUCCCAGAGAUUGCUUUUGGUAAGAAUACUCGGGUUGUUUUGGAUGUUGGUUGCGGUGUUGCAAGUUUUGGUGCUUAUUUGUUUUCAAAAGACACGCUUACCUUGUCAGUUGCCCCGAAAGAUGUUCAUGAGAAUCAGAUACAGUUUGCUCUUGAACGGGGCGUGCCGGCUAUGGUGGCUGCUUUUGCGACGAGGCGAUUAUUAUAUCCUAGUCAGGCAUUUGAGAUGAUACACUGUUCAAGAUGUAGAAUCAACUGGACUAGAGAUGAUGGUAUUUUACUACUCGAGGUCAACAGAAUGCUCAGGGCUGGAGGAUACUUUGCUUGGGCAGCACAGCCUGUUUAUAAGCACGAAGCGGCCUUGGAAGAACAAUGGGAAGAAAUGGUGAACCUGACCACCAGUCUUUGCUGGCAACUUGUCAAGAGAGAGGGUUACAUUGCAAUAUGGCAGAAGCCACUGAAUAAUAGCUGUUAUUUAAGCCGCGAGGAAGGUGCCAGUCCGCCGUUAUGUGAGCCAGAUGAUGACCCUGACAAAGUUUGGUAUGUUGAUUUGAAGGCUUGCAUCACCCGAUUACCUGAGGAAGGCUUUGGUGGAAACAUAAGCCAGUGGCCUGCACGCUUGCAGAAUCCUCCAGAUAGGCUCCAAACCAUACAAAUGGAUGCUUAUAUCUCCCGGAAAGAGUUAUUUAAGGCUGAGUCUAAGUACUGGAGUGAAAUUGUUUCGGGUUUUGUCAGAGUUCUGAAGUGGAGAAAGUUCAAGCUUAGAAAUGUCUUGGACAUGAGAGCUGGUUUUGGAGGAUUUGCAGCAGCAUUGAUUGAACAGAAACUGGAUUGCUGGGUUCUCAAUGUUGUCCCUGUCAGUGGCCCCAACACAUUGCCAGUGAUAUAUGACCGUGGACUUAUUGGAGUUAUGCAUGACUGGUGUGAACCAUUUGACACGUAUCCGAGAACCUAUGAUUUAUUGCACGCUUCUGGGCUCUUCUCUGUUGAACGGAAAAGGUGCAAUGUUUCUACCAUUAUGCUUGAAAUGGAUCGGAUUCUUAGGCCAGGUGGACGUAUAUAUAUUCGGGAUUCUCUUGCUGUAAUGGAUGAACUUGAAGCUGUAGGGAAAGCCAUGGGUUGGAGAGUCACGAUACGAGAUACAUCUGAGGGCCCUCAUGCUAGCUAUAGGAUCAUGGUAGUUGAUAAACGCCUCUUGCAGACUUGAAGUGGUGACAUGUGAGUGGAUUUUCAUUUUUUAUUACGCGUGUGUAUUGGUAGAAACAGCCGGGCCAAAGAUCAACAGCUUACCAUUAGCUGACUACAAUUUUAAGGAGGACUGUUUAGAGAAUCAGAUCGCACUUCUGAAUUGGAAGAUCAACGCAUGAUAUUGUCAUGCUGCAGCAAGAGCUCACGUAUUGUCGCAGCAGGUGUACAGCAUUUGAUACAACAUUUCUAGUUCCAGCUCAAGUAGGAUCGUUUUGCUAAUACAAUCAGUUCAUAGGAAUUAGUUUGUAGGAAUUAGUUGUGUUUGAUUGGGAAAUAUGGAAACCUAAGGAGAGAUUAUGUAUUGUAUUUAUUUUUCAUUACCAGUAUGGUUACUUCCAGUGGCUUUUGACUGCUACAACAGCCAUGCAAAUGCAAUCAGAUGUGGCACUUGCUAUGAUUUCAGGAGGCGUUUGUUUCGUCAUCUGGAAACGGAUUAGGAAUUGGAUUUGGAUUGGACUCGAAUUCCCUCGGAUUCGUGAAUCCAAUACUGCGUUUGGUUUGAGUUAUG